Neodiprion virginianus is the source of this 2372-nucleotide messenger RNA. RefSeq lists its product as uncharacterized. The record is from RefSeq and is a predicted model, not a curated record. Bases 1844 to 2302 code for a protein of 152 amino acids. The transcript is spliced from 4 exons. Lineage: Eukaryota; Metazoa; Arthropoda; Insecta; Hymenoptera; Diprionidae.
AGAAAUUCACGUUCCGAAAUAAUGUCAUACAGCGUAUAAUGUAGGGUCGGGCAGUGACAUGAAAUGAAAAACCAGUCGAAUCAAAAAGUAAUUACCUUGAAUUCAAUUAAACGAGAAUGUUCAUGCUUGUUGCAUGACUUAAAUGCAGCUCUACUUCUUAUUUUUGCUUAGCAUUGUACCCACGUUGUGAAUGGGUUGACUCGCCGAUAGGCUGUGACACUUACACCUAUAUUCGUUCACCUUAGCUAAAAGUCAUUCGGUCAAUGGACCAGGUUGUUUUCGCGUUCAUCUUAUGCAGUCUUGGUAGUCAUAUCGCACGAAGUGCAGGGUACCAAAUGAUACGAGAAGCCAAAUAUUUCAAAAAGGGACCUGAGACCGGUGUAUGACCGACUUCUUUUGAAACAAUUAAACUUUUUUCAUCCGUGAAGUAUAAGCGUAAUUUUUAUACGAUUUACGUGAGCUUCUGGCAUUUCCGAACAAAUAUCUACUAACGGUAUGAGAAAACCAUAGUUUCUUUUCAACCUUUUCAACCGCACUUGGAAUAAUUUUAUAUUCACGUUGUACAUCUCUUUUCACAGUAAAACAUGCAUUGUUUGCAAGGUCUAAAGAUCAAGUCUCAUAUCGAAAUCUUUAUUUACCAUGCUUAUAUGACGCAGCUGUUCUACUACUACUAUAUGCUGUAAUAAGCACACCAAAAGUACUUUUGACCUAGCGGGAUCAUCUACAAAACACUCAAUCCUUUAUCUGUGAUAAUUUUUUCGUGACUGCUGUAUGUGAAUGGCAUUUUUGUAUGAAGUUAAAAAUCAUAAGAAAGAAAUUAUCGAUUUCACCAGAGAUAUUUGACCGUAAUAGAAAACGAUGCGAACACUUUCAGUUCUUGAGGAUCUCUUUUCUAAGAAAUUUGUCAAUUAAUCAACCCCUUAUUACGAAAACCUACUACUUUCCACAUCUUAUGCAUUGACUGAGUAUAUACCCAGGUUGAUCAGAAUGGGUAAAAACAUGUUGGUUUCAAAUGAAAAAUGCGAAUAUGAUACAUUUAAAAGUCAUCUACGCUUGGGGUUAUGAGUGCCAUGUGGCGUUUAGCAUCAGCAAUCUCUAUAUUUAUUUAGGUCUAUCAAUCUUCAACUUAAACUUGACUUCUUGCUAUUACUGCCUGUUCCAAAAUCAUUCCAUCUUAGCACAUUUUUUUACAUUCUGAAACUCAAGUGAGUAGUCGGCCAUGCAACACAGCGACCCAGCGUUAUGACGCACAGGAGACUUGAUAAUCGUUCUAUAAAUGUCCAAUAUUUAAUAGCAUAUUUUUGAAUCAUUUUAGUGUUUUCGAGUUGUCUGACCAGAGCGUUAGCGAUUCUGACCUUAGGAACUGCUCCACGCACGAUGUAAUGAGAGCAAACUUUUACACUCGGAAUUACAGAUCCCGUAGUCAAAUGGUAUCCCAAGUUAUGUCGAUCUAGGGUCAUUACAUGGUCCGCGGACAACACUUCGCGAAUAGUAAUAUCACUUGCAGGUAUCAAGUGUUAAUGGAUGUCACCCUCCCCGGCCCCCUAGACACCCGGUGACAUGGCUUGCUACGAUAGUGCAGAAUGGCAGCAGUAGCACAAGUCUACAUGCCUGUACCCAUGGCACACGAUCCUAAUUGCGUUCCCACUCUGGACCAUCGAUGGUUGUUGACACCUGAUCAUGCAGAAGAGAGCUGUAUGAAGAAUUACGCAGAAGCAAAGAAGAUACCUGACCACCUUCUAUUCUUGGAAGAUAUUUUUCAAUGUCCUGACGUGCAGCAGCAUUGCCUCAGGGACGUUCAGCGUCGAGGAUUUACUGACAAGAAUCGACAUCCGGUUACUAAAUGGCGCCGGGAGGCAGCUGGAUUCGCUCUUUGAUAGUUUUACCAACCCGGAAAAUACGCAACGGCGAUAAGCCCUUGGCUUCGGAGGUUUUGACCAGCUACUUACUACAAACUGAGGAACCACCUUGGACUUCGUACUUUGUGAAGUACGCUGAUGUGGUAAACGAUCAACGAGGUAUGUCCCAUUUCAACUGGCCCGUUGGAAAAAGCAAUUAUCACGUUUUGAGGACAGGUUGUUAUCCCUACCUAAAGUAUCACUGCACAAAGAGAGCUAAGGAGGAUCUCAGUGCCGACAACACCCUUUUCAUGAUCAUCAAGAUAAUCAACCUUGGAAUUCCUACAUUGAUAUAUGGACUGACGGCCACGCAGCUAAUUCGUCAUCGCGAAAUCGUUAAAACUCCUCAUGGCAACGUGACUAUUCAUUUCUUAUUGCCGGAGGAUAAAGGCUCCCGGUAUUAGCGUUUCAUGCACAGUACUUAUUUUACACCUUGUAUUCUGUCCAAUUAUUGCGAAUAAAGUAUUCCAAACG